Molecule: messenger RNA, 860 nt
Organism: Porites evermanni
Lineage: Eukaryota; Metazoa; Cnidaria; Anthozoa; Scleractinia; Poritidae
Source: the annotation of a GenBank genome assembly
AUGUGUGUACAAAUGAAAUGGAAAUUUGUAAACAAUGACCGACUAAAUGAGUCGUGUCUGAAUGGUAGCAAACUGCACUUAAAUAGCAAGGGCUCUGCUUACCUAGCUACUAACUUCCUUAAGGCGUUAAAUACUAGUAAGCAAAACAUCAAAGAGACCAGUUGGACCAAGGACAACCAUCAAAAUUUUCGGAAGACCAAAGCUCUUCUUACCUCCUUAAUACAAGGCCUUCUAUAAAUGAUAUAAAUAAUUCCGCUACAAAUUCCCAUAUUGAACUAGAUAAUGAUACCCAAGUUCAUCCAAAAACUCCGACAGAUUCACCUAAUAGAUUUUCAAGUAGCGCACACGUGCAGCCAAAUUUGGGUAUUCCAGUAACUAGAUGAUUUAAAAUUGCUUCUAUUAAUUUGGCCAACUUGUAUAAAAAUAUUGACCAGCUUAGGAUCUAUAUGCUGUCCAAGACAGAUGAUAUACUAGCUAUUAAUGAGACUCGUCUUGACAGCUCUAUUCAAAAUGGUGAGGUCAGUAUCCCUUGAUAUACCCUUGAAAGGAAAGAUAGAAAUAGAAAUGGGGGUGGUGUGGCCCUCUAUAUUGGGGACUCAAUAAAUUAUAAGCCUCUCAUUGACCUCCCGGAUGAUAACAUGGAACUGAUCAGUAUCCAAGUGUUGAAACCGAAAGCAAAACCAUUUAUUGUGUGCACUUGGUAUAGGCCUCCAGGGUCCACCACUGAAUUGAUGAACAGAUUUGAAGAUGUAUUGCAAAAAUUGGACUCAUAUCAUGUGGAGGUUGACAUUAUCGGUGACCUAAAUUGUAAUGUUGGUGCAACAUCACCAGAUUGCAGCACACAAAAACUACUAGAUAUC